AUGUAUCUAGCUAAUGAAUUUGUGAUCGGUUUUUCAUUUGGAAUUAUAAGUAUUGUCGGAAUACAUAAAAUGCAUGUUUAUGCAUUAAAGUACUGCGGGCUUAGUAAUUCAACUGACUAUGAAAGUGACGUGCAAAGCAAAGAGGAUUUAGAGGAUGACGAGGAUGACAAGUUUCUUGAUGCAGAAACUAAAAGUGAAUUUUCGAGUGUCAGUGGAAACAUGUCUGAUAAUAUUUUAAAAACAUUUAACACAAUAAUUGAAAAGAACUUAUUUCUAGAACAGAAAUUUAACACAUUAGAAGAACUGUAUAGAGGCGAAAAAGAGAAAAGAGUAUCUAUAGAAUUACAAUUACAAGAUUUUGAAGAACGUUUCUUAAUGAACUUAUCACAAACACGUGAAGUUACGGGUAUGCAAGAAUUAUCGGAGACAGUCCAGGAACUACAAACGACAGUAGAGAAGCAACAAUUGAUGAUUGAAAAUAAUAAUAGGUGUAAUGAAGAAUGUUUUAAGGAAAAGAUUAAUGAAUUAGAAGAACAAUAUAAAGGUGUAGAAGAGAAACUGAGAUCUGGAGAAUUACAAUUGCGAGAUUUUGAAAAACGUUACCUAACGAACUUAGCACAAAUUCAUGAAAUUAUGGGCGUGGGUGGAUUAUUAGACACUGUUAAAAAUCUACAAACGAUAGUAGAGAAGCAACAAUUGAUGAUUGAAGAAAAUAUUAGUUGUGAUGAAGAACGUUUAAAUGAUAAAAUCAAAGAAUUAGAAGAACUGUAUGGAGAUGAAGAACAAAAAAAAACAUCCAGAAAGCUACAAUUGCAUCAUUUUGAAGAAUGUUGCUUAAUAAACAAAGCACAAACCUGUGAAGUUACGGAUAUGCGUGAGUUAUCGGAGUCUGUUCAGAAACUACAAAAUACUAUAGAGGAGCAGCAAUUAAUGAUAAAAAAAAAGGAAAAUUGUGAUGAAGAAUUGAAGAGUUUAAAAUUAGAUAUGACCACUGUUAAAAACAAUUUGAACUCGUUGAUCCCAAAUAUCAACAAUCUUGGCACUCAGAUGAUGUCUAUAGAAAGAAACAUUGGAGCCCCCAAUAGCAAGAUUGACAAACUGAACAGUCGAAUCGAAAUCCUAGAAAGAGAAGUGACAAACAAUUCUACCCACAUUAUUAGUAAGAAUUACUACAAUCGAACGUUCUUGUCAAGACCGAGUUUGGGAGGUGCUGGUGCAGUUACUUCAGCAGUAAAUAAUUUUGAAUCAAGCCAGCAAAACGUCUCAAUGUCGUCAAUUACGACUAUGAGGUCAGCAUCGCAACGGCUUGCAGUUUUAAAUCUACCGCCUUCUCCACCGCCACAUACUUUAGCAUCGGCAUUUUUAGUAUCUCCGUCCAAAUCUCCAUCACCAUCACCACCACCAGCACCACUAGUACCAUCACCAUCACCAUCACCACCGCCAUCACCACCACCAGCACCACCAGUACCAUCACCCUCACCAUCACCACCACCAUCACCAGCGCCACCACCACCGAUAUCUAGUAUACCAGAUUUAAUAAUAUAUUGA
Melanaphis sacchari is the source of this 1548-nucleotide messenger RNA. RefSeq names its product arp2/3 complex-activating protein rickA-like. Bases 1 to 1548 code for a protein of 515 amino acids. The transcript is spliced from 10 exons. The record is from RefSeq and is a predicted model, not a curated record. NCBI's taxonomy places the organism in Eukaryota, Metazoa, Arthropoda, Insecta, Hemiptera, Aphididae.